Labrus mixtus (cuckoo wrasse) is the source of this 2479-nucleotide messenger RNA. RefSeq names its product pre-B-cell leukemia homeobox 1a (gene pbx1a). Lineage: Eukaryota; Metazoa; Chordata; Actinopteri; Labriformes; Labridae. The coding region runs from base 516 to 1811 and encodes 431 amino acids. Gene Ontology annotation, molecular function: RNA polymerase II cis-regulatory region sequence-specific DNA binding; DNA-binding transcription factor activity, RNA polymerase II-specific. The transcript has 9 exons. The record is from RefSeq and is a predicted model, not a curated record. Gene Ontology annotation, cellular component: nucleus. Gene Ontology annotation, biological process: embryonic organ development; regulation of transcription by RNA polymerase II; animal organ morphogenesis.
AUUAUGAGUCAGUUACCAGACAUAAGCGAAACAAUAACAGUUGGUGGGUUACUUUCUGUUCAAAAGCUUCACAGGCAAGUUGAGUCUUUAGCGCGUUUUAGCGCAUCAAGCUCUCGAGCACAUCGGGGGUUUCGUGAGAGGAGCUCAACGCGCUCCACUUUUAAUCAGAUUAGGAGCCUUUCUGUUCAAUCCUUUUCUCCCUUCCCUACAGUAGCGGUGCAGGAGUGGCCAAAGCCAAAAGCAGCGAUUCAGAUCAGAUUUCACCUAAACCAGCUGGGAGAGAGACCGAGAGAGAGAGAGCAGAGAGAGGGUUUGUCAGUCUCCCUCCUCCCAAAUCCAGAAAAUCUUACCAAGGAAAAAAGGAGGAGUGUCGGGGGUGAGAGAGAGGCGCAGAGGAAUCCUGAGGAAUUUCCGAGGAUAUUUUCCCCCUUCUUCUUUUCUCCCUCCUCCUUUCUUGAAAAUCUGAUAUUACAAUUUAAAAGUUGGAGGAGAGGCAGCGGGGACCGUGGUCAAGGAUGGACGAGCAGCCGCGGUUGAUGCACUCCCAUGGGGUAGGCAUGGCCGGACACCCCGGCCUGGCGCAGCAUAUGCAGGAUGGCACCGCGGGGACGGACGGUGAGGGAAGAAAGCAGGACAUCGGAGACAUAUUACAGCAAAUAAUGACCAUCACAGACCAAAGCUUGGACGAAGCGCAGGCGAGGAAACAUGCACUGAACUGCCACAGAAUGAAACCUGCUCUCUUCAACGUCUUGUGUGAAAUAAAGGAGAAAACAGUGCUUAGUAUCCGUGGUGCCCAGGAGGAGGAGCCUCCAGAUCCUCAGCUAAUGCGCCUGGACAAUAUGCUGCUGGCGGAGGGCGUGGCCGGCCCAGAGAAAGGCGGUGGGUCGGCAGCUGCAGCAGCUGCAGCAGCGGCCGCGGGCGGCGUCGGAGCAGACAACUCUGCGGAACACUCUGACUACCGAGCCAAGCUGACCCAGAUCAGACAGAUUUACCACACGGAGCUGGAGAAGUAUGAACAGGCGUGCAAUGAGUUCACCACCCAUGUGAUGAACCUGCUGAGGGAGCAGUCUCGAACACGACCCAUCUCGCCCAAAGAGAUCGAGCGCAUGGUCAGCAUCAUCCACCGCAAGUUCAGCUCUAUCCAGAUGCAGCUAAAGCAGAGCACCUGUGAGGCCGUCAUGAUCCUGCGCUCACGCUUCCUCGACGCCAGACGAAAGAGAAGGAACUUCAAUAAACAGGCGACAGAGAUCCUCAACGAGUACUUUUACUCCCACCUCAGUAACCCUUAUCCCAGCGAGGAGGCCAAAGAAGAGCUGGCCAAGAAGUGCAGCAUCACAGUGUCACAGGUAUCAAACUGGUUUGGGAACAAGAGAAUCCGAUACAAGAAAAACAUCGGCAAGUUCCAAGAAGAGGCAAACAUGUACGCAGCGAGGACCGCGGUCAGCGCCACCAGUGUGUCUGCUCACGGAAGCCAGGCGAACUCGCCGUCAACACCCAAUUCAGCAGGUUCUGCUGGCUCUUUUAACAUGUCAAACUCCGGAGACUUGUUCAUGAGUGUGCAGUCCCUCAAUGGGGACUCGUACCAAGGGGGGCAGGUUGGGGCCAACAUACAAUCCCAGGUGGAUACCCUUCGCCAUGUUAUCAGCCAGACCGGAGGAUAUAGUGACAGCCUCGCAGCCAGCCAGAUGUACAGUCCACAGGGCAUCAACGUAAGACCUACAAACGGUGGCUGGCAAGAUGCUCCGACUCCUUCGUCAGUGACAUCGCCCACAGAAGGACCCGGGAGUGUUCAUUCGGAUACUUCCAACUGAAUACAUCCAUCUCCACAACCUCAUCGACACAUGAAAACAUGGACUGACCUUCCUAUUCACAGUAUUAAACAAAGGAGUUUACUGACCCACAGUUUGGAAAGGUACUGUGAAAUCCUAACUAGAAAAAAACAACAACAUUUUCCUCUGAGAAUCACAUUGGACAUUUGGGAUACAAACACAAAGUUUCACAAUAAAACUCCAGAAAAAUACCGCAAUCAAUGAAGACGUUUGUACAGAUUUCACAUUAUAUUCAGAGGGCUGGGGUUACUUCUUCGCUCAUAAUGUUUUCACUCAUAAUGUUGAAAUGUUAUGAUAAAGUAAAUAGAUCCAGUCAUUGGUUUUAACUGAAAAUACUUCAUUCUACCUCUCAGCCACUAAAAAAAGUAGAAAAAAUGUCAGUGACCAUUAUUUCUUUUGUAAAAAUGAAACUUUUGUCUUUGCAAGCAGGAGGCACAUCUUCUUACUUACAUUUUGUUGUCUCUCACCUAUUCUAUGGUACGCCAUUUAGACUUAAAUAUUGCUCAGUUGUUUACAAAUGUGUGCUUGAUAAAAGUAUGUUCAUCUUCCCCGCUGUCUCCGACAAGUCAAAACAGAAGAGAUUUGACCUCUAAGGUAACCCUGUGAAGUAUGUUAUCUGUAAAAACAAUAAAGAAAUACUUGUCAUCAGA